Messenger RNA from Bombyx mori (domestic silkworm), 4290 nucleotides. RefSeq names its product NECAP-like protein CG9132. Gene Ontology annotation, cellular component: membrane; clathrin vesicle coat. The coding region runs from base 2631 to 3350 and encodes 239 amino acids. NCBI's taxonomy places the organism in Eukaryota, Metazoa, Arthropoda, Insecta, Lepidoptera, Bombycidae. The transcript is spliced from 5 exons. Gene Ontology annotation, biological process: endocytosis. The record is from RefSeq and is a predicted model, not a curated record.
AAUGUACCGGAAGUCUUAUCUUUUAGGCCACGACGACGAGACGACGACGAGGCCCAUGCUGUAAAUGGACUGCUACUCGAGCAUCGUAGUGACCUAUUCGAUUUUAUAGAUUAGUUGAUACGUAGAAAAAAAGUUAAUUAAUGUUUCCUCUUUCAGCGAUGAGGGAAGCGUCAAUAGAUUUAAAAAAUUAAAACUAAUGAUAAAAUUACUGUCUCAGAUACUGGUAUAGUUCUUGCAAAGUACGACAGCGCGCCGCCCUUAUUUGUGUGAGUGACCAAUCUGUAUACGCGUCAAUGUAGGCCAGUGAUUCUCAACCUUUUUUUUGUUGCGGCACAUAUUUAACGAUUUCAAAAUUUGGCGGCACACAAAAAAAAAAGAUAAAAAUUAUUUGCUUACUGCAACACACUGCAUAAAUAGAUUAUCAAAAAAAUUUUAUAUACGAAAUAAACUAAAAUAUACUAUAAUUCUUUUUUGUGGGCUUAAAUAUAUAUUCAUGUUUAAAAUAUUUUUCUUUUAAAAUGAUAUAAUUUAAUAAUAUUAACAUUAUUAUAAUUAAUUAUAUUCUCAAAAUUUGGCGGCACACAAAAGUGCCGCGGAACAGUGGUUGAGAAUCACUGAUGUAGGCUAUAGGUAGCUUUUUUCCUACAUAUGCUGAUAGCCUUGAGAGGCUAUUUCAGCUCGCCUUGACGUGUAGGUGAGGUCACGGGGCUCAAACCGGAGUGUUGCUAACACUGGCCUUAGCAAGAGCAGUGCUUCGCAGAAUCUACCACCGGAUCUGAAACGCAACCAACUAAGAAGAUCCGGCGAGAAACUCAGUGGGCUGUGUCUAUGGGUUAAUUUACUCGUCGAGCCCUUCGUCGCAAGCGAAGGGUAUAAGCGCCGUUAGUGGAUCGGGAGGAUCCGUAAUGACGUGCUUAGAGCGACGUGGACUGUUUACCAUUCGGUCCAGAGGAUCGAGUAUGCUGUAGCUAAUGUAGCUACUGACCACUCCGUCGGUACACAUUCUAACGAAAAUGUGUAUUUACGAUUACAACUACAAAUAAAGACCACGCGCGCUGGUACUUUGCAAAAACUAUUGUACGACAUAACGACGUAACGUAACGUAACGACGUAAGAUCGGAAAAGAAUGAACGUGAGUUUUUGGAAAUGCAAAAUAAAAUCGGCAUUGUGAAAUACUCGAGCGUUUCAGAUUAUAAUAGAAGAUAAAACUAUAGAAAGUUAUUUAGAAAAUAAGAUUAUAGAAAGUUCAGCGUAAGAACCUUUUAAUUUAUGAUUGCUUAAAAACCGACGUUUUUUGAAGAGUAAUCUGGCAGCUAGAUUAUUUUUGUGUUAAAUAAUAAUAAUAAAUAUUAAACACAAUUUUUUAUUCGUAAAACCAAUUUUAAAGAACAAGAAAGCCGAGUGCAUAGAACAGUACGCGUUGUAUACUACAGCUGCACGUUCACAUCUGAAUUGUGGUAAUCGGUAGAUUACAUAUUUUUUGCUAUCUGUGCAAUUGGUUCUUGUAAAGAAUAAAAAAAAGAACGCUCGAGAACAUCAAAAGAGUAUCAACUUUUUUGUUGUAUCAUCUAUAUAAUCUUCCCACUCCAUUACGUCUAAACGCAUUUUACACACAUUUUAAAUUCUUAUUUAACAUAAAUUUCCUUAAUCUGACGUGGUUUAGUAUUUCUGACGAUUGAAUCUUUUACUAAUCUGAUAGGCUACACUAGACGUACAGUCCUACAUUUUAGAACUUAAAGAAACAUUACACUUACAGAACACUUAAAGAAACAUAGAAACAUUUUAGAACUUUAAAGUAACGGUACUUGGCGGAAUGCAAGGUAUCUUCGUUUUAGUUAAUCUACCGCUUGUGCUUGUGCUGAAAUUGUCCUUUAUCUUAAAAAUCAACACCUAAUUUUAAAAAUAAGGUGUAUUGUAUAAAUAAAGUCAUAUCUUUUAAUUCUUUAAUUAAUUGUUUACGUUUUCAAUUUUGCCGCCUAUAAAAUGUUGCCACCCUAAGCCACGGUCUCGGGGUCUUACGCCUACAAGUCUAAAUCCGUGAAUAAUUCUUAAACCAAAUGAUUUUUUUUCUGCCUAAGCUGAUAGCCUUGAGGGGCUAUUUUAGCGUAACCUUAACUAGUAGGUGAGCUCACGGGGCUCAAACCUGACGACGUUCCUAACACGAACCCUAGCAAGAGCCGUGCUUCGUGCUUCGCAGAAUCUACCAUAGCAUCGGAAACGCGACCCACCGAGAAGAUCCGGCGAGAAACUCAGAUACAAAUGAAACGUAGAUACAUAGUAGUUGUUUUUUCUUAGGAAGUAUUUUUUUUUUAUCUCGUAAUUAAAGAUGCUCUCAUUAAAGGAAAAACAAAUAUAAACACUGCACAUACUUUAUUCUCUCAUUUAAAUUUAUUGGAUGGAAUGCAAACCGUUGCGGCUUUAUCCUAGACUUAGUAAAAUAAUAAAAACACAACAAAAUAAAUAUUUGGUUGAGCGGGUGUAUAGUGUACAGCAACCAGUAACUUUGAUUCCUACACGAAUGGAUAAGACAAUAGACACGUCAAUUCGAAUUGUCAAAAAAACGCAGCUUUCAAGAAAUCUGUUUUACAGAAGAUAUUGUGGAAUUCCAUUAACAUUAUUUUUUAUAAACAAUGGAUACUUAUGAAAGUGUUAUUUUAGUGAAGAACGAAGUAUUCGUUUUUAAAAUACCACCCAGAACAUCUAACAGAGGAUACAGGGCAGCAGAUUGGAACUUGCAAGAGCCACAAUGGACAGGUCGCAUGAGGUUGGUGUCAAAAGGGAACGAGUUGGUCAUGAAGUUAGAGGAUAAAACAAGUGGCGAAUUAUUUGCGAAGUGCCCAAUAGAUAAAUAUCCAGGAGUUGCACUGGAAGCUGUAACUGAUAGCUCACGAUAUUUUGUUGUGAAAAUACAAGAUGAUAAUGGUUGUGCUGCAUAUAUCGGUCUUGGAUUUGGUGAUAGAUCUGAUUCGUUUGAUCUAAAUGUUGCACUUCAAGACCAUUUCAAAUGGUUGAAAAAAGAACAAGAGAGCGAUCAAACACCACAGGGACAAUUGGAUCUUGGAUUUAAAGAUGGUGAAACAAUUAAAAUCAACAUGAAAAUUACUAAAAAAGAUGGGAGUGAGGGCAGCAGGUCACGCCGUGGUGUGCCAGGUGCUAGUGGUGGUGGUUUGUUGCCACCACCUCCAGGCGGUUCUAAGUUACCACCUCCACCAUCACCACAACAUGCUGCUUCACCAUCAUCAAUCCCACCUGCCAGCUCUAACACAGAGUGGGGUGAAUUUAAUUCAGCAAGUGCUCCAGAACCACAAGCAACAACCCCAGCCAAUCAACAAAAUUGGGUGCAGUUCUGAAUUGCUGAUGGCAUAAUAUUAUUGUGAUUUGGUGACAUCAUAGAUGCUGUGGUGUGUUUGCACAAUACUUAAAACUAUACUUAAUUAUGUAAGACUUAUCAGUAGCUUAAAAAUCUAUAUCUAGAUAUUAGUUGCAUAAGAUCAGAUUUGCAAAUAACAGAUAUGUGUCUUUGUCUUAAGUAUUCAACAAAAUAUUUUCAGUAUAGGAUCUAUUUAUUGAAAGAAAUUUGUUACUUAAACUGAUUAUGUCCUCCGCCCUGAGUUACUUUCCUGUGUGAGGGUUGUGACCAUUUUCUCCCAUUAUCCUUCUCUGGAUGAUGUUUCGCCAUCUUCUGUUCUCGGCGGUGUGUAUGGCAUCGUAGAUUGUGGUAUCCAGAGUGGUGCGGAUUUGGUCGGACCAGCGCAUUGGAUUGCGGCCAUGAAAUCUUUUGCCUGCAAACUGGUCAUGGAUGUUCCUGUAAAAUGUUAGAGAUUUUGCGAUUUGAAAAGCUGAAAAAUGGAUGUCAUGUUUCUUCUUAACCCCAUAUCUUAUUCUUCUAAUGUCAAGUUAUUGUUUCACUUAAUAUAAUUAUAGGGUAUGGUAUGUCAUAAAUUGACAUCAAUGUUUGAGAGUUAAAAAUUGUGAAUUAUUUAGGCCAGAUCACAAUAAGUAUACAAAUGCAAUAAUAUAAUGUAACUUAAUUAUGUUGUUUGUAUAUGUUGUAUUGCAUAUAUUUAUGAUUAGAUUAUUGAUCUUGUGAUUAUUAGUCUCAUUUAUCAAUGUUGUUACUGUUAUAAAAUGCAUGUGAUAGGUUAUGUAAAUAGAAGUCUUGUGAAUUUGCGAAUAGAAAAAUAUGUAAUCUGUUUGAAUUGUUUAAUUGUUGAACUGAAGAUCUGUAACACAGGUUACUCUAGAAAUGUACAAAUGAUAAUAAAAUUAUUGAGUAAGCAUAAUAUAAAA